UUGUCCCAAAAUAAAUUUACCAACUAAACUUAUCGUCAAGUUGAUUUUAAACAUAAGACUCGAAGUUCAAUUGUCUACCCACAUGAAUAUAGCAUGUUAUCAUUAUGUAGUCGUUGUUCAUUAAGUGAGGCAUCAUAUCAACCAAAGCAGAGACUCCCACACUUCUCUUCUCUGUACGGUGUGUACGUUUCUCUCUCUCCCUUUGCUGUUUUGCUAUUCAUGGAUUAAAUUAACAGUACUGAAUAGCAUGCGCGCGGAACUCGACUGGUAAUUCAAGAGAUGAUGAUGUCUCGAACUAGCUCACAGUGUGGAAACAACGGCCCCAACUCUCCCACCUGCGCCGAGCCCGGUGGCGCAAGCGUUGUUCCUUCUGGCGGCGAAAAUGGAAUCAUGCUCUCUGGUGCGCGACUCGGAGAGAGCAGCAGCUCUUUUAGAAAAAGUGUGAGUAUGAACAAUCUCUCCCAAUUUGAUCAGCCUCAGGAUCCCAACCCCGAUUCCGGUUACGCAUCAGACGAUGUCGUACAUGCCUCCGGCGGAAGUCGCGAGCGCAAGAGAGGUGUGCCGUGGACGGAGGAGGAGCACAAGCUAUUUCUGUUGGGAUUGCGGAAAGUAGGGAAAGGAGAUUGGAGAGGAAUUUCAAGAAAUUAUGUGAAGACGCAAACGCCGACUCAGGUGGCGAGUCACGCACAAAAAUAUUUUCUCCGCCGUAACAACCACAAUCGGAGACGUCGCAGAUCCAGUCUCUUUGACAUCACCACCGAUUCUUUCAUGAAUUCGUUAAUGGAAGAAGACCGGAUCCACCAAGAUACGACGGCCCUACCGCCGCAGCAACCACCGACGCAGAAGAAUUUAACUUGCAAUCUAGGAGGAUAUCCGGUUUCAAAUUUUCCGGUAUCGCUUAGUCCUGUAAUAUUACCGGUCACCAGAGAGGGCUCAAUGGAGCAUCUCAGUUUAGGACCAGUCAAUCAACGGAAAUCAUCUAUCCCUCAAGCUUUCAACACCAUCAUCCAAGGAGCAGUCACCGCACUCUUCAUUGGUGUUUGAGUCCAUAUCAAGCGGAGAUAGCAUCAUCAUUGCGGCUGAAGAUGAUUAUAUAUAUAUAUAAUGUCGAUUGAAAUAUGUAUA
Molecule: messenger RNA, 1125 nt
Organism: Tripterygium wilfordii
Lineage: Eukaryota; Viridiplantae; Streptophyta; Magnoliopsida; Celastrales; Celastraceae
Product: transcription factor MYB1R1-like
Exons: 3
Coding region: 280-1044 (254 amino acids)
Biological process (GO): response to auxin; response to ethylene; response to gibberellin
Molecular function (GO): DNA binding
Source: RefSeq, a predicted model, not a curated record